Peniophora sp. CBMAI 1063 is the source of this 2415-nucleotide messenger RNA. The record is from the annotation of a GenBank genome assembly. NCBI's taxonomy places the organism in Eukaryota, Fungi, Basidiomycota, Agaricomycetes, Russulales, Peniophoraceae.
AUGCCUUCUCACGACCCUGCGUAUGAGUAUGCCGUCCUCAUGGCGGCGAUGCGUAGGGGGUAUGCCCUCUUCAACCCUCAACCUCUUUCCUACAAGAAGAAUGGAAAGUCUGUUUUGGCAUCACGCGUUGAAAUCGGGGAUGUGGGCUUCAUAACUGGCAGCGGAUCAUUCUUUCGACUUUUCAACAUCCAUUUGGCCACAGAUGAUCCUCGUCAAGCACCUACUCUUCCCACUGGCUUUGUGCCUCUCGAGAAGGACGACCUCUCCAUCCCGCAUACUCGGGACUCUUCUUCGUUGCCUCGUAUCAUGCGGCACCGCACGGGUCGCUCCGUCACGCUCGAAGCAGGCGCAUCCUUAUCAGGAGCGGCAGGUGCCUCGCUUAGUUGGAAUCUGGAGCACGAACAAGGCGCUGUUUUGGUCUAUUUCGAUCAACAUGUAACAAUGAACGCUGAGAACAAGGAGUCGUAUCGACGGUACUUUCGAACCCAUCAGAAUUCCUGGAUCGACCUCGUCAAGUACAAAGGCUACGGCAGGGCUCUUAGCGAACUCGUUUUAGUCACAGGUUGCGACUGGACGUGCGCAUGGGCUACCAUGCAUAGCGAGAGUCGCUCCUUGGGCGCAAAGCUGUCGCUUGAGGCCAAUGUGCCUGCAGUGGGGGCGAAUGCGUCCCGCACGGGCGAGGUACGGUGGAGUAAUGCCAUCGAGGUGCCGGCGCUAUGUGGACCCUCCUCGGACAACCGCUCGCCGUCUACGAGGGAGUUGCUAUCCAAACUCUCCGGCGGGGACCCAUCCGCGCCCACCUCCGAUCAUGUUCCCGGUGUUAUAUUGCAGCUGAAUGAUGUCCAGGAGAGACUGCUACUGGACGAGUUGCCGGCAGAUCAGUGUAUGUUCAUACGAGGUUUCCGAGGCCGCAAGCUGCGCGGUCCUCGAGAAUUGAAAGCUGCCGCUGGUCCGCAUGUUCUCUCCCGCGGUAGUUUUGAUGAUGACGACGAUCGCCCUCGCGUCGACGCUGGUGUCGACAUAGAAGACGAUCAGGAAGACGUGCAAGAAGUCUUGGGAUCUCCGCCAGGGAUAGGCGAAAGCUUGCUGUCGUUCGCGUUGCGCGUUAUUGCUGAUCACCACAACGCCCACUCCGCCAACGACACUAUGGACUUUCCAGACGACGACCCAACUAUAAUCAUGCACGACGAUGAACUGCUGCCAUUCAUACCCCAACCGCAGGACGAAGAUUUCAUGCACUGGGACAGCGUCGAACAUGUGUUGCCAUAUUUCAAAAGCCGUUUGUACAACUCCUUCACAAAGAGGACGUUCACAAUUCUUCUGGGACGGGCGCAAGAAAUAGAGGGUAUUGUUCUUGAUCCGGAAGGCAGGGUUCUUAGUGGGACGGUAUCUGCACUCGUGAGAUACCUCAUAACGCACAAGCCUGCAGAUCCAAACUUCGACGAGGUGUUUCACAAGACGUACAAGUCAUUCAUGGCUGUCGAUCUGCUCGUUCUCAAAUUGUCGCAAAGGCUGGGAAGCGACCCGCCCGAUGAAUCAAGGCGGAAGAAUGAUGAGGAGUGGGAGUCGAAUGAGUGUUUUGUUUGGGGUCGCGUACUCACUACGUUCAACCUGAUGGUCAUGCACGGCGAUAUCUCCCAGGAGGAACAUUACGAUCGUCUUAAGACUUUUCAGACGAAUGCUGUAGGGAAACGGUACUAUGCUGUGCUGAUGGGACACCUUUUGACAAUCAUAGACUGUGGUUUGUUAUCGAAGAUCAAGGCGAGCGACUGCUUGGCGAGGGCGAGAGGGCAGAUUGGCGCGAGUGACGAUAUCGAUGCUGCGAUCACGAUGAGCAACAAGGUCGUUCACUGGGUUGUCGGCGUUAUCCUGGACAAGGAAGACGCGCGCAAGCGCGCGAUCACAGUCGAGCACUUUAUCCAGAUAGCAGACCGUUGCCGCGACCUGAAGAACUUCAGCUCGAUGACUGCCAUUGUGUCCGCCCUCAAUUCGCCAUCUGUGCGCCGGCUGAAGCAGACGUGGGACCAGAUCAGCCGGGACUUCGCCGAGAUGCUGAGCGUCUGUGAGAAGACGAUCGAUAGCGGGAACAACUUCGAGAACUAUAAGCAAUUACUUCGACGCAUCGAGCCGCCUUGCGUGCCUUUCAUCGGUGUGUAUCUGAGCAUGCUCGAGGACAUCCAAGGCAACGCGCCGGAUACCGUCUCGGGUGGGCUCGUCAACUUCCAGAAGCGCGCCGAGGCCGCCGUCGUGAUGCAGGAGAUCGAGAAGUGGCAGCGCAGGCCGUUCAACUUUGCGCGGGUGGACGUCAUUGCGGAUUAUCUGCAUGAGCAGUUGGAUAGGUUCGACGACGUGUCUGACGUCGCUGAUCGUUUUCUCGAGCUGAGCCUGAAGAGAGAGCCGAAGAAGAGAAAGUAG